CCUUCACAGAGAGAAACAAGCAAAGAGGCAUGGCACGUCUUAAUCUGAAUCUACUGCUGUUGCUGAUUCUACUCGUGCUUUCAUCAGGGCCAAAAAUGAUGGAGAGUCUGAGAGUCUUCACCAUAACUAAUUAUUGCAAAGAAACGGUAUGGCCGGGUAUCUUCCCAGGUGAGAACUUCAAUGGUGGUGGAUUUGAGUUGAAACCAGGCCAAUCUAGUGUUUUAAAUGCUCCGGUUGGCUGGAGUGGCCGGAUAUGGGGUAGAACAGGCUGUAGUUUUGACAAAAAUGGGAACGGUACAUGCAAGACUGGGACCUGUGGUUCAUUCCUGAAAUGCAGGGCCUCAGGUGAAACCCCUGCCUCACUUGCUGAAUUUACCCUAACAACACUCGACUUUUACGAUGUUAGCCUUGUCGACGGGUUUAACUUGCCGAUAGCUGUUACGCCGAUCAAUGGUAAAGGAAAUUGCAGUGUUGCUGGCUGUGAUGCAGAUUUGAGGGAUACUUGCCCUUCAGAGCUGGCUGUUAAGUCCAAGGGAAAGGUCAUCGCUUGUCGAAGCGCUUGUGAUGUGUUCAACACGGAUGAAUAUUGUUGCAGGGGACUUUAUGGAAACCCUAGGGUGUGCCAACCUACAUUUUAUUCAAAGAAGUUCAAAGAAGCUUGCCCCACUGCUUAUAGCUAUGCAUAUGAUGAUCCUACCAGUAUUUGUACGUGCGCAGGAACAGAUUAUGUCAUCACCUUUUGCUCAUCCAGGAAGCGAGAGGCUUGCACCUACCAUAAUAACAAGCUUAUUUGCAGUGGAUCAAGAGGCUUAAAAUCACUGAUUGAGAGAUGGUGGGCUCUCGUUUUCGUAUUGCCACUGUUACUUGCCUUCUGAUAAUGGAUUCUAAGCAAGAAGAACACGUUUUCUGUCUUUGAAGCCUCAUUUUUUAUGAGCUUCACCUUGUACAAUUUUAAUACCGAUUUAAUCUUCUCUUCGCGAGAGGAAGUAUUUCCGAAUUGAAUGUAAAUACAGAUUUGCUCAUCCUAUUUAUUUCAGCUUAAUUU
Messenger RNA from Populus trichocarpa (black cottonwood), 1045 nucleotides. RefSeq names its product pathogenesis-related thaumatin-like protein 3.5. Gene Ontology annotation, cellular component: extracellular region. The transcript is spliced from 3 exons. Gene Ontology annotation, biological process: defense response. The coding region runs from base 30 to 875 and encodes 281 amino acids. Lineage: Eukaryota; Viridiplantae; Streptophyta; Magnoliopsida; Malpighiales; Salicaceae. The record is from RefSeq and is a predicted model, not a curated record.